UAAAUUAAACUACUGGAAAAUAAGUUUUAAUUAAAAAAUAUAAACAAGUUAAUUAUCAAUUAUCUUAUCAAUUGAUAUACUAAAAAUUGGAACACUGAUUGUAAAUGAAUUAAAAGAAGAUUGAAAAAAGUGGUCUAUGAGGACAAAUCUUCGAUUACCAUCUCGCAACUGUAUCCUUGAAAAAAUUAUUAGUGCAUACGCGUCGAUGCCGGCAGCCACAGUCGCAGUAAAUUUAUGCGGUGAAGAUUCCGCUGAAGAGACAGGUGAAACCGUCAAUCAGAAGAGACGGGAUAUUUUAAGCGCGUUUAAAAGGAGAGCCUGCAAUAGGAUUAGCUUUAAGGGUGAAUCGGGUCCUUUGCUAAGGUAUCGCCAUGCUAGAUUUAGUUCCAGAAGAGUUCGAAAAAGAGUUGUUUUUAAACACGGCGACUGUAAUGUUGUACAAGGAAAUGUUGCCAAACGACGUCGGCGAUAUCUUCAGGAUAUUUUUACAACGUUGGUAGAUGCGCAAUGGCGAUGGACGCUCUUAGUAUUUUCCAUGAAUUUCUUGUUAUCCUGGCUGGGAUUUGCGCUUAUAUGGUGGUUAAUCGCAUACAGUCAUGGUGAUCUUGAUUUCGACAACUAUAAUAAUCACACUUUCAUUCCCUGUGUCAAGGAUAUACGCAGUUUCACAAGUUGCUUCCUAUUCUCUGUUGAAACACAGCAUACAAUAGGAUACGGAUCGAAACAUACGACGGACGAAUGCCCCGAAGCAAUUUUCACCCUAUGCAUCCAAUCAAUGACUGGGGUGAUUCUUCAGGCAUUUAUGGUUGGGAUCGUGUUCGCCAAGCUGUCGCGACCUAAAAAGCGCACACAAACAUUGCUCUUUUCGCGCAAUGCUGUCAUCUGUCAGCGAGAUGGCCAGCCCUGUCUGAUGUUUCGUGUCGGUGAUAUGCGUAAGAGUCACAUCAUUGAGGCUCACGUUCGCGCUCAAAUGAUCAAGAGAAAGAUUACGAAGGAAGGUGAAUUAUUGCCGUUCUUCCAGACGGAAUUGAAGGUGGGCGGCGACGGGGAGGAGGAUAAGAUUUUUUUUAUAUGGCCGACCACGAUUGUUCACAAAAUCGAUCGAUAUUCGCCACUCUAUAGAAUAUCAGCCAGUGAUAUGCUGCAAGAGCGGUUCGAGAUUGUCGUCAUAUUGGAAGGUGUGAUCGAAUCUACUGGUAUGACAACGCAAGCAAGAAGUUCAUAUCUACCAUCAGAGAUACUAUGGGGUCAUCGGUUCCAAUCCAUCAUUUCCUUCCGCAAAGAAACCGGCGAAUACGAGGUCAAUUAUAGUCUUUUUAAUAAUACUUAUGAAGUGGAUACUCCACUCUGCUCGGCUGCUGAUCUCGAUCGUAUUCGAGCAAUACAUCGCAGCGAUACAAAAGCUGGACAUCCUAAUUCAAGUCUAUUUCCGGAAUAUCGCGAUACCUCCAGCAGCAGUUCAUUAACUAUGACUUCUGGGUCGAGUUUGGGAUCUUCAACUGGUGGUUUGCACAUGCAAGUAUCAGAGCCAAUAACACCUGCGAAUCCGAUUCCUGUGCUAAUCACCGCACCAGAUGGUUCUUGUAGACGAGAGAGUAUCAAUACACAUUCCGAUAUAUCAUGUUUUUACGCGCAGAAUGAGAUAACAAAAGAGGAACACGAUAACUCAAAGGAUGAAAAUUAUGAUUGUGUCCUACAAAAUAUUAAUGCAUCUUUACAGAAAAGCAAAGAACAAAAUGGGAAAGAAAACAUAACGCAACAGAGUGAAUCAAAGUCAACAUUAGAUUCAAAAAAGAAUGAAAAAGCAAGUUCUACAUCGAUCACAGAGGAAGAUGAAGAAAGCGACUUGAAGAAGAUACCUAGAAGCAAUCCAGAUAUUAGACAGAGAAAUCUUGCGGACUCUACAGAGAUGCAGUAUCCUACAUUUAGAAGAUCUAGCUUGUGCGAUGAUUAUAUAGGCAAAAAUGCUUCCAAGAAAAUAAGCUUCAUUUUUGAGGAGAAAACGCUCACGAAUCGUACCCACUCCCAAAACACAAAUCCAACUGAACAAACAUAGUGUCGAUGAGAGGUCGGAGCUUAAGAUCGUCUAAUGAUGCUGGAUAAUCCAUCUUUUAUUUUGCGGAUCAACUCAAAAUUAUCGCGUCUCAACUCAAUGAAAUAAAACAAAAAUAUAAAUAACAUGUACUAAAAUAAAUAAAAUAAGCACAAUUGAUCUAAAUAAAUUCAAAUCAAA
Camponotus floridanus (Florida carpenter ant) is the source of this 2233-nucleotide messenger RNA. RefSeq names its product G protein-activated inward rectifier potassium channel 3. The record is from RefSeq and is a predicted model, not a curated record. Gene Ontology annotation, biological process: regulation of monoatomic ion transmembrane transport; potassium ion import across plasma membrane. The transcript has 11 exons. Gene Ontology annotation, molecular function: inward rectifier potassium channel activity. Bases 137 to 2056 code for a protein of 639 amino acids. Gene Ontology annotation, cellular component: plasma membrane. Lineage: Eukaryota; Metazoa; Arthropoda; Insecta; Hymenoptera; Formicidae.